AAUUUAGAACAGGAACCGUCUACGCUCAUUUCCCAAGGUAUACUUUUGGGGAGGGCAGAUGAUCGGCGGGGGCAUUUUCAGGCGCUUCCUGGAGAAGUUGCAAGAACCCCGCCGCGAAGCGGGGAUGCCGGGGGGCUGAGGGACCUGCGGAGGAUCGUGCCGGGGUGCCCGCAGGCUGAGCAGCGGCACCAGGCAACCGAAACGCGCCUUUCCCGGAGGGCGGGAGGGCGGGAAGCGAGGCAGUUUCGGGAAGCCGCGUCCCCCUCCCCUCUCCGCCCCCCGCCCGAGCCCGGACAGCGGCGGGGGCGGCCUCGGGGAGCCGGCCCGGGGGAGGAGCGGAGCGGCGCGGAGCGGAGCGGAGCCGCACGGCGCGGCCGCUCCGCCAGCCCGGCCGGCUCUGCGGGGAGGCGGCUGCCCCAGCGGGGCCGCCCCCGCGCCGCCGGGAAGAUGGAUGGGCACGUCCUGGGAUGGAUCGUCCUCCUGUGGAUCGCAGCUGAGGUGGAAGGGUUGCAGGUCACUGUGCCUGAGAAGAAGAAGGUGGCCAUGUUAUUUCAGCCUGCUCUGCUUCGCUGCCAUUUCUCUACUUCUUCCACCCAACCAGCCGUGGUACAGUGGAGGUACAAAUCCUACUGCCAGGACCGGAUGGGAGAAGCUCUGGGUAUGGUGACUUCUGGUUUGCAAACAAUGAGCAAGAGGAACCUGGACUGGGAUCCCUACCUGGACUGUGUGGACAGCAGGAGGACAGUCCGUGUCGUGGCCUCCAAGCAGGGAUCUGCCAUCACCAUAGGAGACUUCUAUAAGGAAAGAGACGUCAGCAUUGUCCAUGAUGCAGACCUGCAAAUCGGGAAGCUGAUGUGGGGAGACAGUGGCCUCUAUUACUGCCUUAUUAUCACACCAGAUGAUGUGGAGGGGAAGAAUGAAGAAUCAGUGGAGCUGCUUGUGCUUGAGUGGGUCUUUGUGGGCCUGGUGAUCCUGGGGGCGUUCCUGUUCUUCCUCCUGGUGGGGAUCUGCUGGUGCCAGUGCUGCCCGCACAGCUGCUGCUGUUACGUCCGCUGCCCCUGCUGUCCUGAGUCCUGCUGCUGUCCCCGGGCACUGUAUAUAGCAGGCAAAGCAGCAAAAGCUGGGUACCCUCCUGCAGUCUCUGCCAUGCCAGGUCCAUACUACAUCCCCAGUGUUCCCGUAGCUGGUGUCCCAUCUCCUGCUGUGCUGAUGGAUAAGUCACACCCCCCUCCCUUAGCCCCAAGUGAGGCCAGUGGAGGAAGCCAAAAUGCAGUGCGCAAAGGGUACAGGAUCCAGACUGACAAGGACAGGGACUCCAUGAAGGUGCUGUACUAUGUCGAGAAAGAACUGGCGCAGUUUGACCCGGCUAGGAGGAUGCGAGAACGAUAUAACAACACAGUGUCUGAGCUGAGCUCGCUGCACGAGGAGGACCUGAACUUCCGCCAGCCCUACCGGCAGUCACGGAGGAAACCUCUGCCCCCCGCGGGGGACGUGGACGGCGACGCCGAGUACUGGGCCGGCGUGGUGGGCGGCGGCAGCACCUCCAGGUCCCAGGCUGUGUCCGACUACAAGGACGAGCGGGACAGCUACUGGCACAGCCAGCAGAGAUCCAAGUCAGAGAUGCUGUCCCGUAAGAGUUUCUCCGUGGGAGUGCCGGCCGUGUCCAUGGACGAGCUGGCGGCCUUUGCCGAGUCCUACAGCCAGCGGCCGCGGCGGGCGGACAGCCAGGAGAUGCGGCGCUUCGAGCGCUCCGAGUCGCACGGCGGGCGCGGCGGGGGGCUGCCCCACCAGGACAGCUCCAUGGAGGAAUACUACACCAAGCGCUGCAGGGGCAACCGGGAGCCGCUGACGGACUCGGAUCGGGGCUGGUCCUACAGCCCGCCCCGGAGACGGGCCCACGAGGAGAAGCACCUUCCCAGGCUGGUGAGCCGGACGCCCGGAGGGAGCCAGAAAUACGAUCACUCCUACCUCAGCAGCGUCCUGGACAGGAAAUCCCGGAGCUAUGACGAGAGCGGUGACCAUUGUGCCACCCCCUCGAAGCUGAGCUCGCAGCCCAGCCAGAGAGGAGGGAGCACGUACUACGCCUGGUCACCGCCCUCCACCUACAAAGCCGAGAAGUCGCAGCCGCCGCCGCAGCAGUCGUCGUCCCCCGAGCAGGACGAGGAGGAGGAGGACAGCCUGCCCCCCUACAGCGAGAGGGAGCUGAGCCGAGGCCCUUCCUACAGGGCCAGGGAACAGGCCUACCUCAAUGCCUCUGACAAGAAGAGGAAAAAGGACCCCAAGAAAACAAAUGAUUUCCCAACAAGGAUGUCCCUUGUGGUUUGAAGUUGUUGUGGACCUGUCAUGUUGAUGGGCUGGAUAUCAUGAGGUGACUGCAGUGGAGAAGAUGCAGAGCAACAAGCAAGACAUGCCUCUGUGAACCUUUGCAGCCAUCAGCCAUGGACUGGUUCAAUUUUUUGUUUCAUCUGGGGGAGCUGAGGCUUUUGUAAGAGACAGACUCCCAUGGACAGCACUCGAUCCCAGAGGCUCUGGGAGUCUGCCAGGAAAAUGAGGCUAGGGCUCUCUUUGGCACCCUGUUUUCCAGUGCCCUCCAUUCUGCUCUGGAUGGCAGCCACGUCCCUACUGCCUCUGCAGUCCUCCCUGCAGCCCUGAACUCCACGUGAGGCUGCCUUUGUGCCUCUUGCCCUGUCCCAUGUGCAGAGGGAGGUGUGUGUACCUCUUGCUCUGUUUCCCUCCUCAGUUCUCUGGAUCAAAAUUGUCUCCACACUUAAAGCCUUUUCUGUAUCACCCCUGUGCUGGGAGGAGGCCUUACAACUGCAGACUGCCUCCAGCUGAUCAGGCCCUAAAUCACAAAAGAAAAUCCACAUCCUUUCAGACACUGUAAGAAAAUGACUGAUGAGAUGUUACCUUGAUAAGGGCUGAAUGGGGAAAGAGACAAUUAUGAGCUGGUUUGUUCAAUAUAUUUAGUUCUGUUCGUUGUGUGAUGAGAGUUGCAGGUGAGAUUGAUGUAUUGUUCUGGAAGUGGGUCAAAGUAGCUUUUAUUGUGAUGAGAGCAUGAUUUGUUUUCCCCCUGCCCCCAGCUGUGUUCUGUUUUGAUGCUGUUGCAUUUCCUAGCAGCUCAGCUGUGAGCCUGUAGAGCUUCAAGUUGGAAUACCUACUCCACUGUUUUAAAAGCAGUGCUCUAGCCUUCCUAGUGCUCUGCUUCCAGCACCACCAGGCACUUCUGCCACUCUAGUGAGUGGCCUUUUUGUUCCAAGGAAGCAAAAAGGGGACAGUCAAUGAGAGGGCAGCUGCAGACCUUCAUCCUGUGCCCUGGUAUCACUCCCUUCUGGGAAUAGUUUCCCUGAAGAAACUACUACUGAAGAGACCAGUAACAGCAGUGGGAAAAGAACAAGCACUGUGGAUGGAUACAAGCUUUGAAAGUCACCCUUUUCACUUAAAACCAUUCCAUUCACUUUGGUUGGGAUGUGGUUUUAGUGGCUGUUGUCUCAGGAAUAGCUUUAUUUAGAAGUGAGUGCUUCACACCAUUUGGAAGCCUGACAUUCUGGUUUUUAUAGGGUAUUAUGCAGCCAUUUAUUUAGCUGCUAAAAUCAUCAUGUGAGGGAAGAUGAUGGGAACAUUUUAAGGUCCAGUAUCUUGAUCCCUAUUACACCUAGAAACAACUUAGUGCCCUGUUGUGUUACAGACAUUAUCAGCCUCUGAAAUGACAUCUUUGCUGUUCCUGUGGGAAUUUGGGAAGCUAGCUGGCCUCAGAUGCUCAUACUGGCAGUACUGUUUGGAACACAAGGUAUAUUAGCAUCACUGCAGCUCUCCAUAAAAAUGAUAGAUUAAUUUCUGUGUUACUCUUCUGCCAGACAGUUUAUCCACCAGGAAUGGUCAGGGGAGAGGAAGAAUAAUCUCCAUAGAUUUGAUGACAGUUUUCAUGUGAGAAGGUGAGUUGAUGAAAGGAUGACGUUCUUCUCCCACACUCCUAGCGAUGACUGUAGUUUUGGAAAUCCCAGUCCUGGUCUUCCUGGCCAGAGAGAGAUUAGCUAGCAGGAACAUACAGUUGUGGAAUUGUAGAAUUGUUUGUGCAGGAGGUAACCUUUCAAGAUUUCAAGAUUUAAAGUUUCAAUCCUCUGCUAUGGGAAGGGACAUCUUCCACAUAUAAGGUUGCUCAAAGCCCCAUCCAACUAGACCUUCAACAAUUUCAGGGAUGGGACAUUCACAGCUUCUCUGGACAACCUCUUCCAGUGUCUCACCACCCUCAGAGUAAAGAAUUUCUUCCUUGUUUCUAAUCUAAAAUUACUUGAAAAUCAAUGCCCUGGUAAAAAGUCCAUCUCCAGCUUUUUAGUAGGUCACUUCAGGCACUGGAAGGCUCUAUGGUCUCCUCAGAGCCUCCUCUUCUCCAGGCUUAACAGCCCCAGUUCUCCCAGCCUGUCUUUAUAGAAGUAUUCCAGCCCCUUUGACCAUUUUUGUCUCCCUCCUCUGGACCUGCUCUAACAGGUCCAUGUCUUCAUGUGGGUGGCCCCAGAGCUGAACACAGUACUCUGUGUGGGGUCUCAAGAGAAUGGAGCAGAGGGAAAUUCCACUCCUUGGCCUGCUGGUCACUCACCUGAUGCAGCCCAGGAUAUGGUUGGCUUUCUGGUCUGCAAGAGCACAUGGCUGGCUCAUGUCCAAUCUAUAAAAUCAUAGAAUUGUAGAAUGGUUUGGAAGAGACCUUAAAGAUCAUCUCGUUCCCCAAAUCCUUCUCAGGGGUCCCAGUCCAUUCUUCCCCCAGUGUGUACCAAUACCAGGGGUUGCCCUGACUCAGGUGUAGCCCCCCACACUUGGCUGUGUUGAACUUCAUGAGGUUCUCAUGGGCUUGCUCCUCAAGCCUGUCCCAGGGUCACUCUGGAUGGCAUCCCUGGCAUCAUUCAGCUUGCUGCCACCCACAGACUGCUGAGAGGGCACUCAGUCUGUGCCAUUAAUGAAAGUUGAAUAGUGUCAGCCUUGGUGCAGACCCUUGAGGGAGCCACUUGUUACAGCUGUCCUUCUGGACACUGAGCCAUUGACUGAUGCACUGGAUGUGGCCAUCCAGCCAAUUCCCUGUGCAUUCAUCAAACCCAUCUCUCUCCAGUUUAGAAACUAAAUGUUGUGUGGGACUUUGUCAAAGGCCAGAAGUCAAGGUGCAUGAUAUCAGAUGGAUUUUCCUUAUCCAUCAGUGCAGUCACUCUGUCAUAGAAAGUCUCCAAGUAAGCAGGUGUGAUUGGGCCUUGGUGAAGCCAUGCCAGAUGUCUCAAAUCACUUCUCUCCCAUCCAUAUGCCCUGCUUCCAGGAGGAUAUUUCAGGGCACAGAGGUGAGGCUGAUUGGUCAAGAGUUCCCAGGGCCCUGUUCUUCUAUCCCUUUAAAACAGGUCUGAUGUUUCCCUUUUACCAGCACUGGGGACCUGACUGCCUGAGUGUCACGACUUUUCAAACAGGGAGAGCAAGUUAGCAACUGCAUUUACUAUCUGUAUUAUGGCUGGAGAGAUUUAACAUUUUAAGGAUUUUCAUCUUUUUUUUACCAUUAAUUGUGUGUUCUUAGGAAAAUCACAGCACAGUUAGCAAGAGGUGGGCAGGUGCGUGCCAUCUGAGGUCUCUCAGGCCUUGGGAAGUCUACAGAGCUACACUGCAUGCUGGUUUAAAUCAAACAUUCAUUCUUGACAUGAGGAUUCUAGUAAGUUGAUGUUUUGUUAGCCUGAAAACCUUGGCAACCCCUGUGCCAUGAAUUUCAAAGCAGCUUAGCCUGCUAUCGUUUCCAUCAGACCCAGGAAACAGUUGACACAGAAAUUUGGAAGUGCAUCUGACUGUCCCAGAAAGGGGCCAAACCAGUGGUUUUACAAUCUCUGAAUACCUCUAUAUUUUAAAUCAUACUGAAACCCUGAGCAUUACAAUCUUCUCAUUUCAGUAAUGUUCUGUCCCUUAUCUCAGUCACUGUAGUUUAUUUGAUCAAGCCCUCAGGAAUGAGCUGUGUGUAUUAAAAAUACAAGUCUUCAUUUAUUUGAGUCCGUUUUGUUUGUUCAGUGCUGGUACUUUAGGGCAUCUGUACACUGUGUGUAUGAAGUUGCCAUUCGUGUAUCUAGCUUUUAAAUGAGUAGUUGCAAGCUAAUUCUUUUAAGAAAACUGUUUUAAUUGUACAAACAACUGUUUGUGAGAAUUUAGAGACAUCUCUUGAAUCCAAGUACCUGGAAAAGUACUGAAGAUUUUAUGACUAGUGAUUCUGUGGGUUUUACUGGAUAGAAAAGUUUCAGCUGCAGAAAAAAAAAAAGGAAGUCUUAAUUCCCUGAAGUCAGAUCUGAGUAGCAGUAACCUUGCUCUACAAUUUUGGAUUUGGAAUUUUCAGUUACUGAUCAUGUCUGUCCUCAGGCCACCUUCAUUUUUCCCAUUAGAAAUGUGUCUGCAGCAAAUGGACCAAAUCAAGAAGUGAGGGGUGACUUAGAGUAUCUGCACAACCCUAAUGACCUGUGACUCCUGCAGCAGGGGAGCAGGGGGCCAGAGACUGACAGACAGCUCAUGUUUCAGCAGAGGAGUAAUGGUUUGUGUCUGUGCCAUCUUUCAGAACACCUGCAGAAUGCUGGUGCUGGGAAAUAAUGAGCCUGGUUAAUAUGGGGUCUUAAAUUAUACGUUUUCCAGUGAUGAAUUUUUAUUGCUGGCAUAAAAUUAAAAUCCUUUUCUUACUGGAUACGGAUGUCUGGGUCAUGUCAAGGACAUGGAGAGUUUUGUGGUCUUAAAAUGACAGCAUCACAACAGUGAUUUGCUAGGAAAACAGAUAGUGAGAGAGAAUCCUGUAAAAAUUUAAAAGAGCCCCUAGGCAAAAGCAGGAUCGAGCAUUAGCAGUAGAUUUGGCUGUACUGUCAAAGAAAAGUGAUCUUGGCUACUGGAGAAAAAAGGUUUUGACAUAAUGGAACGGGAAAAUAAAUAUCAAUGGUAAUGACUUUUCAUCAA
This is a messenger RNA of Passer montanus (Eurasian tree sparrow), 6945 nucleotides long. It is a transcript of the gene ILDR2, whose product is annotated as immunoglobulin like domain containing receptor 2. The transcript is spliced from 9 exons. The coding region runs from base 448 to 2325 and encodes 625 amino acids. Gene Ontology annotation, cellular component: membrane. NCBI's taxonomy places the organism in Eukaryota, Metazoa, Chordata, Aves, Passeriformes, Passeridae. Gene Ontology annotation, biological process: pancreas development. The record is from RefSeq and is a predicted model, not a curated record.